Cottoperca gobio is the source of this 3623-nucleotide messenger RNA. It is a transcript of the gene ext2, whose product is annotated as exostosin glycosyltransferase 2. Lineage: Eukaryota; Metazoa; Chordata; Actinopteri; Perciformes; Bovichtidae. Bases 190 to 2349 code for a protein of 719 amino acids. The transcript has 15 exons. Gene Ontology annotation, cellular component: membrane. Gene Ontology annotation, molecular function: glycosyltransferase activity. The record is from RefSeq and is a predicted model, not a curated record.
AACAUACAUGUGAGAAGCGAAGAAGAAUAACUUCCGGAAACCACUGCAAGAUUUACUGUAGCGCUAGCGUUAGCUUGAUGCUAGGUUAGCAUUAACACUAAUCGUUGCCAUGAAUUAAGACCGACCUGUCACACCCCGUUCCGUUAAACGUCUCGUGGCUGGUUGGAGAUAGAGAGAGAGGUGUCAGCCAUGUAUGCCUCUGGGAAAUACAGCUCGCGGGGCCCUGCUCUCAUCCCGCGGAUGAAAACCAAGCACCGCAUAUACUACAUCAUCCUUUUCUCAGUGGUGCUGCUUGGACUCAUCGCCACUGGGAUGUUUCAGUUCUGGCCCCACUCCAUUGAGUCCGCAGCUGACUGGACUCUUGAUAAACGCAGUGUGCACGACGCACCUCUGAUCCGCCUGCCGGUCUCGAGUCCCAUUCCUGAGAGGGGGGACCUCAGCUGUCGCAUGCACACAUGUUUUGACGUGUACAGAUGUGGCUACAAUCCUAAAAACAGAAUCAAGGUGUACAUUUACCCUCUCCAGAAGUUUGUGGAUGAAUUGGGGGUUCCCAUCAGCAGUACCGGACUAUCUCGAGAGUACAAUGACCUGCUCAGUGCCAUCUCUGACAGUGACUUUUACACUGACGACGUCACCAGGGCUUGCCUUUUUAUCCCAUCUAUUGAUGUGCUGAACCAGAACUCCCUACGUAUCAGAGAAACUGCCCAGGCUCUGUCAAUGCUGCCCAGAUGGGACAAAGGGAUGAAUCAUCUACUUUUCAACAUGUUACCUGGAGGCCCUCCAGACUACAAUACUGCCUUGGAUGUGCCCAGAGACAGAGCGCUGCUGGCUGGAGGCGGUUUCUCUACAUGGACCUACAGACAAGGUUAUGAUGUCAGCAUCCCGGUUUACAGCCCCCUCUCUGCGGAUGUUGAGCUGCCAGAGAGACAGUCAGGGCCUCGGCGCUACUUCAUUCUGUCCUCUCAAACCGCCAUCCAUCGAGAGUACCGCGCUGAACUGGAGCGCUUGAAGGAAGAAAAUGGAGAAGCACUGCUCCUCCUGGACAAGUGUAGCAACCUGUCGCAGGGGGCUGCCUCUGCACGAAAACGAUGCUACAAGGGGCAGGUGUUUGACUACCCACAGAUCCUGCAGGAGUCUUCAUUCUGUGUGGUUUUGCGGGGGGCCCGCUUGGGUCAGGCUGCCCUCAGUGAUGUGCUGCAGGCUGGCUGUGUCCCCGUCAUCCUGGCUGACUCCUACAUUCUGCCAUUCUCUGAAGUACUUGACUGGAAAAGGGCGUCUGUGGUUAUUCCAGAGGAGAAGCUAUCCGAGAUGUACACCAUCCUAAAGAGCGUUCCUCACAGACAAGUUGAAGAGAUGCAAAGACAGGCACGCUGGUUCUGGGAGGCCUACUUCAGCUCCAUGAAGGCUAUUGGCUUGACAUCGCUCCAGAUCAUCAAUGACCGCAUCUACCCAUAUGCUGCACGAACAUACGAGCAGUGGAAUAAUCCACCUGUGGUGAAGUGGUCCAGCGUGAACAGCCCUCUGUUCUUGCCUCUUAUCCCACCAAGGGCACCUGGGUUCACUGCCGUGGUGCUGACCUACGAUCGCGUUGAGAGUCUUUUCCGCGUCAUCACAGAAAUCUCCAAGGUGCCUAGCUUGGCUAAACUGCUGGUGGUGUGGAAUAACCAGAACAAGAGUCCUCCUGAGGAGUCUCUUUGGCCAAAGAUUGGUGUUCCUCUCAAAGUGGUGCGAACCAAAGAGAACAAGCUGAGUAACCGCUUCUUCCCCUACGACGAGAUCGAGACAGAAGCUGUGCUGGCGAUCGAUGAUGACAUCAUCAUGCUGACAUCUGAUGAACUGCAGUUUGGCUACGAGGUAUGGAGGGAGUUUCCAGACAGGCUGGUGGGCUACCCAGGUCGGCUGCACCUCUGGGACCAUGAAAUGGGGAAGUGGAAGUACGAGUCGGAGUGGACCAAUGAGGUCUCCAUGGUUCUAACUGGAGCCGCCUUCUACCACAAGUACUUCAACUACUUGUACACAUACAAGAUGCCAGGAGACAUCAAGAACUGGGUGGACGCUCACAUGAACUGUGAAGACAUUGCCAUGAACUUUCUGGUGGCUAACAUCACGGGCAAAGCCCCCAUAAAGGUGACCCCCAGGAAGAAGUUCAAGUGCCCUGAGUGUACUGCCAUUGAUGGCCUGUCCCUGGAUCAGACGCACAUGGUGGAGAGAUCUGAGUGCAUCAACAAGUUUGCAUCCGUUUUUGGCACAAUGCCUCUGAAGGUGGUGGAACACCGUGCAGACCCUGUGCUCUACAAAGACGACUUCCCAGAGAAGCUCAAGAGCUUCCCCAACAUCGGCAGCCUUUGACCAGCCUGCAACAGAUGUUUGGACCUCGUCACAGCCUCAACACCAAUUUAGUCUUUUAUAUCCAAACGUCAAUAUUCUUGUUAAAGUGGCACAUGCUCCUGUCACCUCUCAGUUCAAGGGACUUUCACUUGGGACUUUUUAAAUUGAUUUUAAAAGGCAGAAUUGUACAGGACAUUAAGGUAAUAUCUUGGAUGAUGGAGGACACUGGAAUCUGGGGAUGGCAAUGAGAAUUUUGCUUAAAGAUAUGUUCAAACAUUUAGCAAUACGAAUGAUAUGAGUGCAUGAGACUAAUGUUGCAUGAACUGCUAUCAGAGACUCACCCUGAGUCUGAUGUUUGAUGGACAUGCUGACUGAUUGGCUUGUGGUCCCUCGUUGUUACUGGUUUUGAAACUUUGGGCUCCAGUUGCUCUGGAAUCGGUGUAUACAGUGUAUAUAUUUGUAUUUUACACCAGUGCAGUAUGACAGUCAUAAUUAAUGAUGCUCCAACAAGGAUUUUUUUCUUCUUUUGAAAUGAUAUUUAUCAAAUUCUUAUAGCUGUCCAAAUUCAAAAAGUAAACAGUGUUACAUUUACAAGAUAUAUAUACUAAAUGAUUCAAUGACCUAUCUAUGUAGAUUGUACCAAAUGUAACACACAUCAUACAACAAUAGAUGUUAAAAAUGUACAGUAAAUGUUUCACAAGUGUUCUGUUUUAAUCAGAUUGGACAAAGCUGGUACCAUAAAUCUAAUAUUUAGAGUGAGUAACUGCUGAAUUUAAAAGAUUGUUGCUAUAAAUAUAUAUAUUAUAAAGAAAGAAAGAAACGCUGUGGUGCUAGUUGUAGCAGCCACUAAGUCACUUCAUGAGCUGAAUUCUAUAUAUGAACACUGCAUAAGUAUAGGAGUACUUAUUUGCUUACCAUGCAUUUGAAGACUCAUGCUAUAAACACUAUAUAUAGUGAAUAGUAGACAUUUUCACAAAUCCACACUUUUCAAAACAGAUGUGUAUAAACUAGAUGCAAUGCUUUGUUUUUCCAUUAUAUCCUGUUGUGUGUGUGUGUGUGUGUGUUUUAUAUUGUUGUCCUUUUCAUCACUAGUUGUCCCAGCUUCACUAUUUAGGCUCAAACACUGAGAGCAGCGCAGUCUUUAAGAUGUUAACAUUACGUUGUGUUAUUUGCUUCUUUUUUUCUUUCUUUUUUCCAUAAGGUCAGUGAAAUUGUUUUAAAUUUGAGACUGAGUUUAUGUAUCCAAGUGUACAGUAUAUAUUACUUUGUAAUACAUAAGUAAUGACCACACUGUG